GGAAGCUGGUAAUUCAUUCUGCGAAGCAGCAAUAUGAGCGUUUGUACCGUUUCCUGAGAAAACGCGCGACGUGACGAGAUUCCAUAGCCGUAAAAUCGCGCGUCGAAAGUGUCAUCCGAUUGCGCGCCGUUUACGGAUUCAGUGAGUGGUACAGUGUCGUGAUUGGUUUCGUUUCGUACACGUGGAUACGAUUUUUGGUUAGUUCCGGAGCAUCGAAAGGAUACACACCGCUCGUCGGUUCGUUUGCCUCGAGGAAUUGCUUUCGGUGUUCUAUCGGCUAAUAAACAUGGGAGAGGAAUUCCAUUUUUGAAAUCACGGUGAAAGGAAUUUCUCAAAUUAGGCUAGGAUGUCACAUCACAGCGACGAUAAUAUGCUGAUAGCAACCUCGGACUCCUUUUGGGAGCCGGGUAACUACAAACGAACAACCAAAAGAAUCGAGGAUGGUCACAAACUGUGCGACAGUUUGAUAGCUCUGGUCCAAGAAAGGGCGGAGAUAGAGAAGAGUUACGCGAAAGCUUUGAAAAAUUGGUCGAAGAAUUGGAACGAUAAGAUUGAGAAAGGGCCUGAAUAUGGCACUACCGAGGCAGCGUGGAAAGGGGUUCUGGUUGAAUCGGACAGGUUGUGCGAUCUUCACCUCAAGGUCAAAGAGAACCUCUGUAAUGACAUCAUUCAUCAGGUGAAAACGUGGCAGAAGGACACCUAUCACAAGUCGAUGAUGACCCUGAAGGAACGUAAGGAGAUGGAGGAUGCCUUCAAAAAAGCGCAGAAACCAUGGGCGAAGCUUUUGCAGAAAGUGGAAAAAGCGAAAGCCGAAUAUCACAACAGCUGUAAAACAGAACGAACCGCAGCGAACGUUGAAAGGAACGCUUCUGCUGAUAGUUCACUUUCGCCAGACCAGAUGGCCCGAGGCUCUGAAAACGUGAAGAAAAUGCAAGACAGGGUGCAGAAAACGAAGGAAGAAGUACAGAAAGCGAAAGAAAAGUACGAAGCAGCUCUACAAGAAAUUAAUCAGUACAAUCCUAAGUAUAUGGAAGAUAUGACCCAGGUGUUCGAGAAGUGUCAAGAAAUGGAGGCGCAGAGACUCCAAUUCUUCAAAGAAGUUCUCUUUGGCAUCCACAAGUGUCUCAAUAUAUCACAAGACCCAGUACUUCCACAAAUAUACGAGGAAUUCUAUCACACAAUCAACAAUGCAGACCAUGAAAAGGAUUUGAAAUGGUGGUCGAAUAAUCAUGGUGUAAAUAUGGCUAUGAACUGGCCACAAUUCGAGGACUACACAGAGGAAUUCCGUGACAUCACCAAAGGCUCGAAGUCGAAGGAGGCACUUCCGGCUGGCUCCAUCACGCUCAUCAAUCAACGCCCGGUCGGCGAGGAUCUGCAUGAGUUCCCACCUGUUAAUAACAAAUCAAAAUCGAAACCAACAUCCCGGGUAAUAUCAACGGACAGUGGUCAGGGAGAUAACAAAACCGACACGAUCAGUUCUGGUAAACAUUCUUCUGAGAAGAAUAAUCACGAUGGUAAUUCAGUCAACAGGACUUCCACGAUUACUAACGGUACAAACGCUAAGCAAGAAUCAAAUCCAUUUGAAGAAGAGGAAUGGGAUGAAGAUGGAGGUGAACCGUUGGUCGAUAAUGGAGAACCUGGAGUUCUUGUGCGUGCGUUGUAUGACUAUGAAGGAGCUGAAGCUGACGAGCUUAGCUUUAAGCAAGGUGACAUGUUUGAAAAAUUAGAAGACGAAGAUGAACAAGGAUGGUGUAAAGGACGAAAAGACGGUAGAGUGGGUCUUUAUCCCGCAAACUACGUAGACCUCGUGUCUCAGUAAAUCAUCACGUGAAGCCAAAUUUCAUAAACACUGUUAGUUACUUAAUACGUAUCGCGUAACGAAAACAAGAAAAAGGAAUUCUUAUUUUGUUGUUUAUUUCUCUAUGAAAUAGCGCCUUCAUUGAAAUUUGUAAAUGUUGUUAGAUAAGAGAGUUGCACGAGACUCUAUAUUUAUUAGAGAUUAUUCAUUUUUGUGUGAUACAUGAUGAUUGCUAAAACAGACAGAAAUCUGAACAGUUCGAUGUUAUGAGUAACUAAUAUUCUAAAAUAUUAUUAAAACACGCGUAAAUCAUUGAUAUCAAAGAUAUUGUCAUACAACAGUCAUCAGAAAUGUAAUUUCGAGUACUCCCUCCGCAGUCCCAUAAAAAAUGACUUAAUCUGUAACAUUGAUCAGUGGCGUAGCUAGGAUUUUUGGAUGGA
Molecule: messenger RNA, 2238 nt
Organism: Osmia bicornis bicornis
Lineage: Eukaryota; Metazoa; Arthropoda; Insecta; Hymenoptera; Megachilidae
Gene: Synd
Product: protein kinase C and casein kinase substrate in neurons protein 1
Exons: 11
Coding region: 347-1819 (490 amino acids)
Biological process (GO): plasma membrane tubulation; regulation of endocytosis; cytoskeleton organization
Cellular component (GO): endosome; cytoplasm; plasma membrane
Molecular function (GO): phospholipid binding; protein binding
Source: RefSeq, a predicted model, not a curated record